This is a messenger RNA of Lachancea dasiensis, 120 nucleotides long. The record is from the annotation of a GenBank genome assembly. NCBI's taxonomy places the organism in Eukaryota, Fungi, Ascomycota, Saccharomycetes, Saccharomycetales, Saccharomycetaceae.
AUGAUCAGUGACGAUCAAUUGAACACCUUGGCAAUUGCAUGUGGUGUCGUAACGUUCACACUGAUUGUUUUAUACCAUGCAAUUUUGUCGACCACCAAAACUCGUGUCAAGAGCACCUAA